Messenger RNA from Lachancea meyersii CBS 8951, 2964 nucleotides. The record is from the annotation of a GenBank genome assembly. NCBI's taxonomy places the organism in Eukaryota, Fungi, Ascomycota, Saccharomycetes, Saccharomycetales, Saccharomycetaceae.
AUGGCGAGCACUCAGCAGGAGUUCGAGGGCUGGGACAUCAUUAGAAGAGACGAAAAUGGAAGCAUAAUAGAUAACGACUUACUCACAAGAAGGGUCCGCCGAAGAGGCGGCAAAAGUGGAGAAAAGGAGUUCAUUUCACUGAAAAGACUCAAGGACUCAAUAGAGAUUGGUUGUGGUGACUCAAUUGUCAUGCAGGACCCUGAAACGGACUCUUUUUCGGUCUAUAUGGUGCACGAGAUUCGAUUGAACACGUUGAACCACUUGGUGGAAAUUUGGGCCUUCACGUAUCUUAGAAGAAACGAGCUCGACGAGCGCGAAUAUAUUGACGCGUGGGGCUUCAAGGGUCUGCCGGCAGGCACUGAUCUAGAUGAUAUGACAGAAGCGCAAUUAGUGGACACUUUUGAAGAGCUUUGCGAUCCAGACGAGCUUUGUCUGACAGCUGAGCUUACUGAACUUUACCUGGCGGACUUUUUUUCCAAAGCCGAGGUUUGUGAUACUGAAAAAUUCACCCAAAAGAGCUCAAAGGAGUCGAAAGGUUCAAAGACUUCGAACGCUUCAGAUGAUGAAGCGCCAGAUAUGUUCCUCGUUCGCUUUGCUUGCGAGCCUGAUGGUGUUUCAUUCAAUAAAAUUGACAUUCAGCGUGUAGAGCAUAACGUGGGCAACUGGGAUGCAAGGGCUUCCCACAAUUAUGUGAAAGAGCUUACUAUCGAUUCAACUCAUACCAAAGCUAGAAAAAGGACAACAACGACCCGUAAAUCGAGAGAAGGAAGUAAAAGCAGUAGCACAUCGCCAAAAUCGAGUCCGAAAAAGAAGAAGGGAGGCUUCAAGACCAAAAUUGCCGAUGAACCCUUGAGUGAGGAGGAAUUAGAUGACUUUCAAGAUGCAACAGAGGACCCCGUUUCUCUUAAGGAGCACAAAAGGCAACUUUUUUUGACAGAGAGUCCACUUAGUUCAGAUUCUAGCUUAGCAUCUGACUCGGGGGACGAAGAAACACCCCAGUUAAAAGGUAGGCAAGAAGCAGUACACGAGAAACAAGAAGUAGUACACGAGGAACCAGAAGUUGUAGAAGACGACGAACAGGAAGAGAUAGAACAAAACGAGAAACAGGAAGCUAGUAACGAAAACGAUGAAGAUGUUGUCAUGGAAGAUUCUGAUGAGGAAAUGGAGAGUGAGGACGAAGAGGAGGUCGAUGAAAAAGACGGCAUUUCAGAUGAUUCUUCAGAGGCUUCAAACAGCACCUCGAGACGCACCUCUCGCUCUCCACGUAAAAAAACGAGAUCUCUUAGAUCAGCAGCAUCGUUAUCGCCUACAAAAAAGCCUUCUAAGAGUAACGGAUCUGCUUUAGCCGGUAUAAAAAAGUACACUAAAAAGAACGUCUCUAGAGCCAAAAAAGCAUACACUCCAUUUUCAAAAAGGUUCAAACGCCCUCAGGAUAUUCCUGAUCUGACCAAAAUUGCGCAGUUCAAUCAAGAUCAGAUUGACUUGGACGUUGCAGCUAUUGAAAAUAGGCUUCGAAGCCCAAAGAAGCAACAUACCACGGAGACCAUUUUCUCGAAAGUGAAAAAACAGCUUUACACUUCCCACGGCAAAGACGAGAUCAUGAAAGCAGGAAACUUUGACGACUACUUGCCGGCUCGUGAAAACGAGUUCGCUUCCAUCUACUUAAGUCUUUACAGUGCAAUUGAAGCGGGAACUGGUACAACAGUUUAUGUGGCAGGAACGCCCGGGGUUGGUAAAACCUUGACAGUGAGAGAGGUCGUGAAGGAGUUACUUCAAUCUGUGGAACAAAAUGAGCUUCCGAAUUUUCAAUACGCGGAAAUUAAUGGUUUGAAGAUGAUUAAACCCUCUGAUAGUUAUGAGGUUUUAUGGAAUAAGAUUUCGGGUGAGAGGCUCACAUCUGGUGCCGCUAUGGAAUCAUUGGAAUUCUACUUCAAUAAAGUGCCAAAAAAUAAGAAGAGGCCAAUCUUAGUUCUUCUUGAUGAGCUAGAUGCUCUAGUCACCAAAAGUCAAGACGUAAUGUACAACUUCUUUAACUGGACAACAUACUCCAAUGCAAAAUUGAUUGUCGUCGCAGUAGCCAACACAAUGGAUUUACCAGAACGACAAUUGGGUAACAAGGUCUCCUCAAGAAUUGGUUUUACAAGAAUAAUGUUCACCGGUUAUACUCAUGAGGAGCUUAAGAUUAUUAUCAACUUGAGGCUGAAAGGGCUCAACGAAAGUUACUUCUAUGUCAAUGUGAAAAACGGGAGUGCUCACAUAGUUUUUGAUGGUGACGGCAAACCAGAUAUCGAUACGACAGGCAUGCGGAAGGUCAAGUUAAAAAUAGCGCCAGAUGCCAUUGAAAUUGCCUCAAGGAAGAUAGCAAGUGUCAGUGGUGAUGCCAGACGAGCACUAAAAGCAUGUAAGAGAGCUGUGGAGAUCGCAGAACAUGAGUAUAUGGAACGCCACGGUUAUGGGUAUGACGGUAUAAAACUGGCUGAGAAUAACGGGAGUGCUCACGUUGGGUCAAUUUUUGAAGACGAUGAGAUUCAAAGUGUCCAGAUAAACCAUAUUAUGAAAGCGCUUAACGAAACCGUGAACUCACCAGUGGUGCUAUUCAUGGCCAGUCUUCCAUUCACCACUAAACUGUUCCUAUAUGUCAUGGUAAACCUUAUCAGAAAGACUGGAUGUCAAGAGCAACCUUUAGGCGACAUUGUGGAUGAAAUCAAGUCUUCGGUCGAUGCCAAUGGUAAAAAUAAGUAUAUCGUGGAGAUGCAAAGAGUCCUUUUCAACCAAGACCAAGAGCUGUCACUAGAGCAGCUGCGAAUCAUAUCUUGGGAAUUCCUGGUGAAUCAGCUAAUCGAAGCUGGUAUUAUCAUUCGACAAAACCUCAAAAAUGAGCGCCUCAGCGCUGUCAAGUUCAACGUUUCAGUUGAAGAUGUCAAGUGUGCUUUAGAGCAGGAUAAAAUUAUGAAAACGCUUUAA